Molecule: messenger RNA, 1853 nt
Organism: Pocillopora verrucosa
Lineage: Eukaryota; Metazoa; Cnidaria; Anthozoa; Scleractinia; Pocilloporidae
Source: RefSeq, a predicted model, not a curated record
GGAUUUUGUUUCUACCUUAAACAAAGUAGAUGUCCAGCAAAAUAGCAGCUUGAAGGAGGCAGUCAAUUUGUUCCAAGACACUAUCGAAGAGUAUAGGAGAAUUCACAACCUUGAAACGCAAGUGAAUUUAAAAAAAAGGGAGGAGCGUGUGAAAUCGAUAUCUGAAACUGCAAAGGCUUUUGAGGAUUUUGUUCUCAAGUAUGCGCAACAUCAUCUCAGUGAAUCAAUGCCACAAAUCUACAGGGUUUACGAAACACUAGUUCUGCUUCUCCAGAGAGCUUCACACGGAAAUAAUCAAGAUUUCUACCUCGUGGAACCACAAAAAGUCGAAUAUAUUAGAAUACCUUCAAGAAUCGUUGGAAGAAACGGUUCAUUGCUGGUGGGUAUCAUAUACACAGAUCUACAUGCGCUCUUCAAACCAACUCGAAUCGACAACAAUACAAGGAGCCUUAAUUCAAAACUAAUAGCAGCGACGAUGGAUCCAAUGCCGAAACAAUUGGAACAGAAUGUCAUCAUGAGAUUCAGAAAUAUCAAGGCUACUGAUACUAAAAGGCAGUGUGUGUUUUGGAAUGAAUUUAAUGAAGAGAGUCCAGACGGCUGGUCUGGGGAGGGCUGCCAUGUGGUAACGUCAGAGAGCAAUUCAGAAGAAACAGAGUGUAGUUGUAAUCAUUUGACUCACUUCGCGGUUUUAUUCGAGUACGAUGGUACUCAAACGAUAACAGGAACACAUCAAAAAACAUUGAACAUCCUUACGUACAUGGGCUUAGCUCUCUCCCUCAUUGGAAUAACAAUUACUGUGUUCUCCUACAUUUUCCUAAGUGAUAUGCACCAACCUCUCUCUCAAAUAAGAGUGAGUCUGACUGGAUCUCUUGGAGCUGGGCAAGUCAUUUUUCUUGCUGGAAUUAACAAAUCAACAAUCACGGCUACCUGUGUCGCUGUGGCGGCUCUGAUGCAAUACUUUUUUACGGCCGCUUUUUGUUGGAUGAUGGUGGAGGGAAUUUACCUUUACUUGUUUAUUGUGAAAGUUUACAACAUUAAAAACCGGAUGGCUAUCUAUCAUGCUUUUUCAUGGGUUUUUCCUGCAGUAAUGGUCAUUAUUUCUUUGAGUAUCGCUGCAGGAAAAGACGGAAUCAAGAGCUUUGUCGACGAUGAACACUGCUGGAUGUCUUCUGCAAACAAUCUUAUUUGGAUUUUUGUUGCGUUUGUGAUAAUAGUUGAAGUGCUGAACAUACUGAUUCUUGUGCGAGUCAUCAGAGAAAUGACCAAAAUGCAGCAAAAAAGGGGAACUAUUCAACACGUACGACUUGGGAUAAGGACAUGUGUUAUUUUGCUUCCUCUUCUGGGAUUCACUUGGUUGUUUGGCCUUUUGUCACCAGUGCAUAGAGCAUUCACCUACAUUUUUAUCAUCCUUAACUCUACUCAGGGUUUCUUGAUUUUUCUUCUUCAUUGCGUUAGGAACAGUCAGAUUCGAGAUCGACUGCAACAAAGAAUUGGCAUGAUUUUCCCUGCCACGGAAGACAGAAACCAGCCAAAAGUGAUGCCGAUGGAGUAAAACAAAAAGAAAACAAAAAUUCAAAUGCAGCCAACUAGUUUAUUCCAGAUUCAAAAUCAACAAGCGCCAAGCCAUAGAGCCUAAUGGAAUGGCACAGUCUAAGAGAUAGAGUUUACAAGUUUGUUAGUCAGCUCGUCGCGGGAAUAGUAAUUAGCUAUUAUGAUUCUUCACGUAAAACAAGAAACACUAAAAAACGUGCGUCAUGCGUCAUGCGUGCUGAGUCUAUCGUGAGGUGUGUGGCGUAUCAUAUGCGUAAAACGUGAGUCUCGAGCCGUGUGUUUCGCUCUCUGAAUAAAGGAUU